GACCCUGCAAAGAUGAUGACUAGAUCUAGAAAUCUAGAUUCUAGAUCUGGACCAAAACAGAAAGCCAUUUACGAGCAGAACAGAGUUUGAAUCAAGUGACAACGGAACAAGCUGAGCACUACAUUUCAAGAGAGAACUAUUCGACCUGAAUGAACGUCGCCCACUAAUAACUUCUACAUUGAGUUCAUCACAACAUAGCUCAACUCAACAUGUGGCCUAUCUGUAAAUCCUAUAAAAAACAGACACCCAGGAAAAUUGUUACAGUCCCGGAGGUCAACAAGGAGACAUUUAGUUCGUUUACAACACGUUUGGGUGCCACAGGAAUUAUCGUCAACAUGUACAAGUUUCGCAGGAAUGCGAAGUCUAAAUCUACAAUUGUAUGGCGCUGCUGUACCAAAACCUGCACUGCAACUUGCAGUACUGAUCAGGAAAUGACAAAGCUGACGAGAGGACCAUCAGAACACAACCAUUCUCCUGCUGAUGAAAGUGCCAUCAACAAAGAGAGGGUUAGAGAGUCUGUGAAACGCAUAGCAGUUGAAAACUUCAACGAAAGAGCUAGCAAGAUUGUGUGCACAGAGACAAAUAAAGUUGCUGGACUGGACUACAAGGACUACAAAAACUUGAAAGAAUGUGUCUACCGAGCACGAUUAAAACAACGGCCCAGUCAACCAAUGAAUCUAGUGAAGCGUGAUGGAAAAUCUCCCGGAUGAAGUGCUGUUGUGCAUUUUCUCCAAACUUCCGCAGCCGUCAUUGAUCAUCAGUGUCCGUCGCACGUGCUGGAGAUGGUAUCGCCUGUCCCAUGAUGCAUCGUUGUGGUUAGACUUAGAUCUGUCGGUGUUCAAGUGUGGAUAUAAUCCCCAUAAAACUUCAGAAGGUGUAAAAUGUUUACUAGAAACAAUCCAGCAAAGUCUGACAAGGCUCAUGUUUGGCGACCUUGCCUUAGAAGAAGAUGUUUUUGAACUUUUUGGCUCAGCCAUCAGACAUAAAAACAAAGUCAGUUUCCCCAACUUGAAAAGCUUAGACUAUUCCUACAGUUCCGUUAACUCUCGAAGUCUGUCUGUAGGACUCACAGCCAACUCCGACAUUGAAGAGCUCAUUCUGUCAUUUACUGACAUUCCUUUUUGUCAGGCAAUGAAAGAAGCUAUCCACCUUCCUAACCUGAAGAAAUUAAUAUUUCACGACUUUCGGUCUGUUGAGUGGGAGUUUGCUCUCUCCCGCCACGUUGAUCGUGCUCCACUCAAAGCGGCUUUGAUGAUGGUCCCGAAACACUGCCCUCUACUGGAGGUGGUGGAAAUAGACACAGUGUGGUGUCACUUAGACAACGAUGUGGUACAGGAGUUCACCAAGCAUUGUCUAAAUCUCAAGAGGGCUGGUUUCACUUGGUCUUCUCAGAUAACGGAAAAUGCAUUUCAGUAUUUGAAAACAGAUUCCCAUCAAAUCACUGAGCUGGUUUUGUCAGACAGACAAGCUAGAGGGCCAUAUCUAAGUUUUGUGCUCCCUUAUUUCCCAUUAUUGCUAGAGUUAACUGUCAGUGGCCACAAUGUUAGUAUGGAAGACUGUAAAGCAAUAGGAGACUGUUGCCCUCUUCUAAAAGAACUUACCUUUGAGAGGAGUAGUGUUCACAAUGAAGGACAGAUAUUUGAUAUGCUGGAGAGGGACAAUUCUCUUUGUGGUUCAGAGCUGAAUUUAAUAACAGAUAAGUGCCAUGACCUCCGAAAGCUUCAUGCUCCAUGCUCCAACAUUGACGAUAUAAGUGUAAUGCAUUUGUCCAAGCAAUGUCCAUAUCUAGAAGAUGUCAACUUCACACAGUGCCGACGUCUGACCAGCAAGUCUGUAAGGUCCUUGUCCAAUUAUUCAUUAUGUUUGAAAAAAGUAAAUUUUAUUGAGGUAGAUGUAGAGUGUAAUGAACUUCUGGGAUUGUUCAAAAAAUGCUCCAAACUGGAAGAAGCGGUCUUUGAUUUCAAUCUGCGGACUCUCUCUAAAUCUAAAUCUCGAACUCCAUCUCCCUCCUCUUCGGAUGAGCUAUCCAUUGAUCUCACAGCUUUGGAGGACCAGGCUGCAGAUCUUUUUCCGGAUGAGACAGUGAGCUGUGAGGAAGAUAUUCCUUUAAUGGAUGUGAUGCAAUGCUCUGAAGAUGUGGAUUACUUUGAUUUACUCGACGGUCUAAAGACGCAGCAAAGACCCAAAUUAAGUGAUGCCACUACUGGCACCCUGUUUGACUACAGCAUUGUGUCUUCGCUCCCUUGCCCCAUUCCUGUCAAAGCUUUCCACUGCCACCUCCGCAAACUGUCUCUUAAGAACUGCACAUGUUCCAGCAAGAGCCUACAAGCUCUGUUUAGAGAGUGCCCAGAUUUAACGCUGGUAGCACUGGAUGACAGCACGGGCCUGGAUGAUGAGACUGUCAUCACUCUCGUCAGAUUUUGUCCCAGUCUCAGAACACUCAGCCUAUCGAGUACACCCAAAGCUUCGCAUCCUGUGUUUGGAGAUUUGGCAUUGCUGGAGAUGGCCAAGUAUAGCACUCAGCUGGAGGUGGUCAAUCUUCUGUACAACAAAAGCAUCACAACAGUAGGUCUGACCGCUCUGUUCCUGUCACUGGACACAACACUACGCUCUCUGCACUCACUCUCCCUUUGUGUUGGUCGGGGCUAUCACUGCUCUGUACAGACAGUCGUGGCCCACGGGCUCAAGCAUUUAACAGAGCGCUCAAAACAAAAUUUUAAAAGUGCUGCCGAGGGCAGGGGCCGGAGAUCUUUUCUGCUUUUGCAUUUGGAAUUUCUCAGGCAAAGAUGAUUUUUCAAGUUCUGGAAUUUUCUUUUGUUGUUGAACUGUAAUUGUGUUCAAUUUAUGAAUUGAAAAUUGUUUUUGUGAGUUCUUUGUGAUAUCUUAAGUACAGGAUGUGACGUACAGAAAAACCUCAGUAUACCGUACUCUCGGCUAUAACUUUCUUAAGAUCCAAGUCCCAUUUAGAGUAUUUUUUACUCUUUAAAAGCUAAGUCUAAAUCAUACCUGGUAAAACAUACUUUUCGCUGUAACAUAUGUUGAUGUGGUGCAAGGAGGUCAGUUUUUUUAUUGCUCAGCAGCAUCAUCACCGUCAUAAUUUCCACCCCCACCUUGUUCAUAUUCCUUCUGCAUUGUAUGAAGUCUAUAUCACUUGGAUUUGAAAUAAAGAAAAACGUCAAAACAAAAUAACAGAAACCAA
Messenger RNA from Aplysia californica (California sea hare), 3199 nucleotides. RefSeq lists its product as uncharacterized. The transcript has 3 exons. NCBI's taxonomy places the organism in Eukaryota, Metazoa, Mollusca, Gastropoda, Aplysiida, Aplysiidae. Gene Ontology annotation, molecular function: protein binding. The record is from RefSeq and is a predicted model, not a curated record. The coding region runs from base 691 to 2790 and encodes 699 amino acids.